AUGAGAUAUUACAAUUUUAGUUCUUCAUCUAUAUCAGUGAACUCUUUAGUGAUAAUUUCUAAUUUGUUAGAAAAUGAAUUUGAAUCAGAUGAUAUUGAAGAGAAUAAAUUAGAAUCGCAUGGUGAAAAGAAUGAAUUAGUGUCAUUUGGGCUUGAAAAAAAUGAAUUGGAUUCAUAUGGUCUUGAAGAAAAUGAAUUAGAAAGUUGA
This is a messenger RNA of Racocetra persica, 207 nucleotides long. Lineage: Eukaryota; Fungi; Glomeromycota; Glomeromycetes; Diversisporales; Gigasporaceae. The record is from the annotation of a GenBank genome assembly.